This is a messenger RNA of Lagopus leucura (white-tailed ptarmigan), 1061 nucleotides long. Its product is annotated as alpha-tectorin-like. Gene Ontology annotation, biological process: cell-matrix adhesion. The record is from RefSeq and is a predicted model, not a curated record. The coding region runs from base 328 to 849 and encodes 173 amino acids. The transcript is spliced from 2 exons. Lineage: Eukaryota; Metazoa; Chordata; Aves; Galliformes; Phasianidae.
UCCAAUCCACUCAUUACCCUUAAGGCUCCCAUGUGGUCAUUUUUUUUUCUCUCUCUUUCUGACCCAUUUCUCGGCCUUCACAACUCAGGCACUGGCUUUGUGAUCCACUUGUUGGACCUCACAGCCCAUUAUAAUUAAUAUUAUUUGCUCCAGAAUGAUUUUGUUGGCUCCUGUGGCCCACCUGUAGGCCUUCUCAUCCCACCCUUUCAUUUCCCUUCACAAUAUUUGAGGCCAAGCCACGUUCUCCACGGCUUUCAUUCUACCUUCUAGCCCUGGGCAUCUACACAGAGCCCCCACAGAUCUCCCCAACCACCUCUGGGUGCUGACAUGCAGUUGUCAUCCCCAAAAUCUUUACUCCCUGAUCAAUUUUUGACCUUUUUCCUAGGCAGAAAGUCAAUUUUUUUUCCACUACGCCACCCCUCCGGUCAACCCUCACAGGGGAGAACUUUGGUAGAGCACCAAAAUUAUUUCACUUGCUCACAGAUGACACCAUUUUUAACUUUUCUCUCCCCACAGGGGAACACCUUCCAGGCCACCCUCACCACCAACACCGACACAUCCUUCAUCAUCCUCAACUACAAGGACAUCCAAUGGACCACGGGGGUGGCGAGCGGCGGUGACCCCAAAACUGGCCUUGGAGGCACCCCGGCCCACGCCGGUUUCAACAGCGGAGAUGAAACCAACUACUACAACAUCCCCGGCUCCCGCACCGAAGCCGUCAUCAACAUCACCAAAACCUCCAACGUCAACGUGCCAGGACGUUGGGUCUUCCAAGUCGACGUCUUUAAGGUGGUCGGGGUCCCCACCGAGAAGCCCCAGGCCGCCUCCGACAAGAGGUGCUGGCUUUGAGUUGGAUUCCAGAAGGGGGAACAAGAAAUAAAAAGGGACGGCAAGCGAGGCGACACCAAAACAGAAGGCAAAAAAGCAUUUCUGGGGGCUUCUCCCCCUUUCUUGGUUGCUUCUUGCGGAUCAACACGGACCCCCAUCGGCCCCAUUCCCCCUGGUGACUCCUUCGAAUGCCCUCGACAAGCUCUGCCGAAGCAAUAAAGCUGCAGCUGAGA